AUGCCAUUUUGGGACAUUAUCCAGAAGAGCAAGAUAAGCAUGACGACCCCGGCAGCAUCUGUCUCUCCCCCUGAAACGGCGCGGCUGGACACCUACAUCCAGAAAGCAUGGAAAACAAACGAACAGCUGCAUCCUUUCGGGGUCGCCAGUGAUGAAAGCGCAGCGACAAACCCAGCCAUCGCCCCGCCCACCUUGAGGAGAGGCAAGACAAACCGCAUCAUCUACUACAUCGGCAGCUUCAACCCGCCACACCUCGGCCACCAGGCACUGAUGGAUCAUGUCCUAGAGCACAGCCGGCACGAGGCUGACCCGGACUUCAACGCGGUGGCCAUCAUCGCCAUCACGCACGGCGAGCGCUGGGUGCAGCGCAAGCUCGCCAGGGAGUCGAGGACGACGCCGGCCUCGCCGCAAGGUGGCGGCCUGCACCUGCCGUUCGACCAGCGCAAGGCCUUGCUGGAGCAAGGGCUGCCGGCGUCGCUGCGGCGCAGGGGCGUCUGGGUCUUCCCCCGGCCCCUGGACGACUGGUUCGGCUUCCUGUGGCGGCUGAUGCAGGCGUGCCAGGACGACGGCUUCGCGCUCGAGAUGCACGAGCUGCUGGGCCCGGACUACGUCGAGUGGUGGCGCCCGCAGAAAUCCGGGCUCCACGGCGUCGUCACGUCCGACGUGUGCCGCGCCGCCGACUUCGUGGUGCCCGGGUCGCCGGAGCUGGAGGACAUGGUCGGGUUCGCGCCGUGGGAGCGGGUGAUAACUCGCGACGGUGGUGAGGGUGAUGAGGAUGGUGUUGGUAGUAGUUCUUCCCAGGGGCAGGGGCAAGAACAGACGGGAGAGCUAGAGGCUAAGAAGGGCGAAGUCUGGGUCUGUCGGGAGAGCGGACGGAGAUCCUACACAAUUCGGUUCGUCAAGUGCGAGGAGCGGGCGCUGGAUCCCAACCUCAGCUCGACGAAAUUACGGCAGAUUAUCGCGGGCGCCGACACGGAUGAGCUCCUGGACAAGGUUCGCGGGGCGGCCAUGAGUCCGGAGAUGUUGGUUGAGAUGGUGCGUGAGCGGAGGAAGAAUUAA
Molecule: messenger RNA, 1059 nt
Organism: Neoarthrinium moseri
Lineage: Eukaryota; Fungi; Ascomycota; Sordariomycetes; Amphisphaeriales; Apiosporaceae
Exons: 1
Coding region: 1-1059 (352 amino acids)
Source: RefSeq, a predicted model, not a curated record